This is a messenger RNA of Aethalodelphis obliquidens (Pacific white-sided dolphin), 2011 nucleotides long. RefSeq names its product phosphatidylinositol glycan anchor biosynthesis class Q (gene PIGQ). Bases 143 to 1888 code for a protein of 581 amino acids. The record is from RefSeq and is a predicted model, not a curated record. Lineage: Eukaryota; Metazoa; Chordata; Mammalia; Artiodactyla; Delphinidae. The transcript has 11 exons. Gene Ontology annotation, biological process: GPI anchor biosynthetic process. Gene Ontology annotation, cellular component: membrane; endoplasmic reticulum.
GCUCGUGUCCCGCGGCGCUGCCGAGGCGGGGCUGGGGGCGGCGAGUGCUGUUGACCGCCCGGGCCCGCCCGACGCGGUCCCCAACCGCACCCCGACCCCGCCAGCUGAGGGCGCGGACCCGGGGAGCAGCCGAGGCCCCGGCAUGGUGCUCAAGGCCUUCUUCCCCACGUGCUGUGCCUCAGCGGACAGCGGCCUCCUGGUUGGACGGUGGGUCCCGGAGCAGAGCAGUGCCGUGGUCCUGGCUGUGGUGCACUUCCCCUUCAUCCCCGUCCAGGUCAAGGAGCUCCUGGCCCAGGUGCAGCAGGCCAGUCAGGUGGGCGUGACUGUGCUGGGCACCUGGUGCCACCGCCGGCAAGAGCUGGAGGAGAGCCUGGGCCACUUCCUGGAGGGCCUGGGCGCCAUCUUCUCCCACAAGCCCUGGUUCCAGCUAUGCCGGGAGAGAGGCAGCAAGUCCUGGAGCUGCAAGGCCACCCACUGGCGGGGGCCCGCCUCCCCUGCCGCCUCCGGCGAAGACCAGGUCAUGCUUAUUUUCUACGACCAGCGCAAGGUGCUGCUGUCCCAACUGCACCCGCCCACGGCCCUGCCCGACCGCCAGGCUGGGGACACCACAGCCAGCGCGGGGGGCCUGGCUGCUGUCUUUGACACAGUGGCGCGUAGCGAGGCACUCUUCCAAAGUGACCGGUUCGAUGAGGGCCCCGUGCGGCUGAGCCACUGGCAGUCGGAGGGCAUGGAGGCUAGCAUCCUCGUGGAGCUGGCCAAGUGGGCAGCAGGGCCUGUCUGCCUGUUUCUGGCCUGCCUGCUGUCUCUCAUCUCAGCUGCCAGCUCCUGUCGGGUGUUCAAGCUGUGGCCACUGUCCUUCAUCUGGAGCAAACUCUCCACGUGCGAGCAGCUCAGGCACCGGCUGGAGCAGCUCACACUCAUCUUCAGCACCCGGAAGGCUAAGAACCCCGCCCAGCUGAUGAGGAAGGCCAACAUGCUUGUCUCUGUGCUCUUGGAUGUGGCCCUUGGCCUCACGCUGCUGUCCUGGCUCCACAGGAAGGACCUCAUCGGGCAGCUGGCUGAUGCCCUCAUCCCUGUGGCUGACCACGUGGCCGAGGAGCUCCAGCAUCUGCUACAGUGGCUGAUGGGCGCACCCGCUGGGCUCAAGAUGAACCGGGCGCUGGACCAGGUGCUGGGCUGCUUCUUCCUGUACCACAUCCACCUGUGGAUCAGCUACAUCCACCUCAUGUCCCCCUUCAUUGAGCGCAUCCUGUGGCAUGUGGGCCUCUCAGCCUGCCUGGGCCUGACGGUCGCCCUGUCCAUCCUCUCAGACAUCAUAGCCCUCCUCACCUUCCACAUCUACUGCUUCUAUGUCUAUGGCGCCAGGCUAUACUGCCUGAAGAUCCAUGGCCUGUCCUCACUCUGGCGCCUGUUCCGAGGGAAGAAGUGGAAUGUUCUGCGCCAGCGUGUGGACUCCUGCUCCUAUGACCUGGACCAGCUGUUCAUCGGGACCUUGCUGUUCACCAUCCUGGUCUUCCUUCUGCCCACCACGGCCCUGUACUACUUGGUGUUCACCCUGCUCCGGCUCCUGGUGGUCGCUGUACAGGGCCUGAUCCAUCUGCUUGUGGACCUCAUCAACUCCCUGCCACUGUACUCACUCGGCCUCCGGCUCUGCCGGCCCUACAGGCUCGCAGCCGGGGUGAAGUUCCGAGUCUUGGAGCACGAGACUGGCAGGCCCCUCCGCCUCCUGAUGCAGAUAAACCCCCUGCCCUACAGUCGCGUGGUGCACACCUACCGCCUCCCCACCUGUGGUUGCCACCCCAAGCACUCCUGGGGUUCCCUGUGCCGCAAGCUGUUCUUCGGGGAGCUCAUCUACCCCUGGAGGCAGAGAGGGAACAAGCAGGACUGAGGGGCCCUGGCCACCAGCCGGCCCAGCACCACCUCCUGCCAGGGUGUCAGGGUAGCACAUGGUCCUGCUCUUUGCCUUCCUGCCCCUGGUUGCCUGGGGCCUCUGCAGGCCCUGCCGGGGCCC